UUACCUUAAAACUGUUAUACUCCUGCAACCUUCUCUUAAGAAAGGUUGAGUUUAUCUGAUAUGAUCCUUUGACUCUGUUGACACAUUUAUCUAACAAAACUGUUUUCCUUAACCCUAACCCUAACCUACAUUCUUUUUCAGCUAAUGAAUAUCACUCAGCCCGUUGGUCAAGAUGCUUCUACAGCUCCAGUAAUCUCGAUGACAUGGUCUUAAUUGAAAGCUUCUACUUUAAUAAAUAUCUAUUUGUACAGUUCAACAGCACUGUGGGGAAGUUUGUCGGGUUUAAUGAGUAUGGAAUAAGUGUUGCAGAGGACUGGAACAAUAGCCCCUUUGUGAUAUCAAUGAGAGAAAGUGUUGACGCAGAUUGCAGAUUUAAUAUUAGAGACAGGGAUCCAGCUGUCCGUGAUAAAUCAGUGAAACCAAAAGUUAAGCUCAGUUUAGUGGAACAGGCUGGUGGCAGUCAUCCAGCUGUGUUGAUAUGCAGCGCAUAUGAAUUUUAUCCAAAACACAUCAAAGUGUCUUGGCUGAGAGAUGGCGAAGUAAUGACCUCAGACAUGACCUCAGUUAUGGAAAUGGCUGAUGGUGACUGGUACUACCAGAUACAUUCUGAGAUUGCCUACAUCCCAAAAUCUGGAGAAAAGAUCUCUUGUAUGGUGGAGCAUGCCAGCUCAACUCAACCCAUCGUCACAGACUGGGAACCAUCUCUUCCUGUGUCUGAGAAGAUUAAAAUCGGUAUCGGGGUGUCUUUUCUGGUGCUGGGAGUUAUUAUAGCAGUUGCUGGACUCAUUUACUACAAGAUUAAAUUAACAGAGAGGCCCUCUCCUUGACAACAACAGUGGGUUUCAUAAUUUUUAUGAAGCCACUUGCUUCAUAAUUAUAAUAAAUGUAAUUAUAGUAAUUUCAGGUUCUCGUUCUGACUGCAAUGGGACUGCAAUGGGGAAAAACAUCUAUGAUCAUCAAAUCUGACACUGAUAUAUUGUAUGUGUGUAUAUGGUAUGAAUUUAAGAUCACAUUUGAGCACCUUAUAAAAAUAGAAAUUGAUGGA
This is a messenger RNA of Pimephales promelas (fathead minnow), 1045 nucleotides long. The record is from RefSeq and is a predicted model, not a curated record. Lineage: Eukaryota; Metazoa; Chordata; Actinopteri; Cypriniformes; Leuciscidae.